Molecule: messenger RNA, 2112 nt
Organism: Zasmidium cellare ATCC 36951
Lineage: Eukaryota; Fungi; Ascomycota; Dothideomycetes; Mycosphaerellales; Mycosphaerellaceae
Exons: 5
Coding region: 1-2112 (703 amino acids)
Biological process (GO): peroxisome organization
Cellular component (GO): membrane; microtubule; cytoplasm
Molecular function (GO): GTP binding; microtubule binding; GTPase activity
Source: RefSeq, a predicted model, not a curated record
AUGGCGCAGACGAAUCCCAACGCGAUAAACGUGAACGACCCUGGACUCAUCACUCUCGUCAACAAACUCCAGGAUGUCUUCACCACAGUUGGCGUUCAAAACCCCAUCGAUUUGCCCCAAAUUGCCGUCGUUGGAUCGCAAUCUAGCGGAAAGAGUUCGGUGUUGGAGAACAUUGUUGGGCGAGACUUCUUACCACGAGGCACCGGUAUUGUCACGAGGAGACCGCUGAUCCUACAACUCAUCAACCGAGCGGCAUCACCAAAGACGCAAGAGAAUGGCGUACCCAAUGGCGAGAAGGUCGAGGGGACAACAGACAAGGAGGCCAAUACAGAUGAGUGGGGAGAGUUCUUGCACAUUCCUGGGCAGAAGUUCCACGACUUCAGCAAGAUCCGAGAUGAGAUUGUGAAAGAGACCGAGAGCAAGACUGGGCGGAAUGCGGGCAUUUCGCCAGCACCCAUCAACCUGCGCAUCUACUCGCCAAACGUGCUUACCUUGACGCUCGUUGAUUUGCCUGGUCUAACCAAAGUGCCCGUGGGUGAUCAGCCCAGGGAUAUCGAGAGGCAGAUCAGGGAGAUGGUGCUCAAGCAGAUCUCCAAGCCGAACGCCAUCAUUCUUGCCGUGACUGCAGCGAACACUGACUUGGCCAACUCGGACGGUUUGAAGCUUGCAAGAGAAGUGGACCCAGAAGGUCAAAGAACAAUCGGUGUGCUCACGAAGGUGGAUUUGAUGGAUGAGGGCACAGAUGUGGUGGACAUUCUGGCAGGCCGCAUCAUCCCUCUCCGAUUAGGCUACGUUCCUGUGGUCAACCGAGGACAACGAGACAUUGAGACGAAGAAGGCCAUCUCAUAUGCCCUCGAGAACGAGAAGAACUUCUUCGAGAACCACAAAGCCUACCGAAACAAGGCUUCCUACUGCGGAACACCAUACCUCGCGCGAAAGCUCAACCUCAUCCUCAUGAUGCACAUCAAACAGACCCUGCCAGACAUCAAAGCCCGCAUUCAAGCUUCGCUGCAGAAAUACUCGGCUGAGCUUCAGCAACUAGGCGACAGCAUGCUCGGCAACCCAGCCAACAUUAUUCUCAACAUCAUUACCGAGUUCUCGAACGAAUACCGUACAGUACUGGAAGGUCACAACGCAGAGCUAUCCUCAGUCGAACUUUCUGGUGGUGCCCGUAUCGCGUUUGUAUACCACGAACUUUACAGCAACGGUGUCAAGGCCGUGGAUCCAUUCGACCAAGUUAAGGACAUCGAUAUCCGAACAAUUCUCUACAACUCAUCUGGAUCUUCGCCCGCGCUCUUCGUCGGCACCACCGCAUUCGAGCUCAUUGUCAAGCAGCAAAUCAAGCGUCUCGAGGAUCCAUCACUCAAGUGUGUUAGCUUGAUCUACGACGAAUUGGUGCGGAUAUUAGGACAACUGGUUAACAAGCCACUCUUCCGAAGAUAUCCAGCACUUAAGGAGAAGCUACAUGCAGUAGUCAUCUCCUUCUUCAAGAAGUCCAUGGACCCCACCAACAAGCUCGUCAAAGAUCUCGUCGCCAUGGAAGCCUGCUACGUCAACACAGGCCACCCAGACUUCCUCAACGGCCACCGCGCCAUGGCCAUCGUCAACGAGAAGCACAACGCAUCCAAGCCUGUCCAAGUCGACCCCAAGACCGGCAAACCUCUACCAGCAGCAGCCCAGCCUCCGCGAUCAGCAAGCCCUAGUCUGGAUCUGAACGGCGCGGACGGCUCGGGUUUCUUUGGAUCGUUCUUCGCCAGCAAGAACAAGAAGAAGAUGGCAGCCAUGGAAGCUCCACCACCAACGCUCAAAGCCAGCGGCACGCUCAGCGAGAAGGAGACGCAAGAAGUCGAGGUUAUCAAGCUCCUCAUCACGUCCUACUUCAACAUUGUCCGGAGGACGAUGAUCGAUAUGGUGCCCAAAGCUAUCAUGUUGAACCUUGUGGAACACUCCAAAGACGAAAUGCAACGCGAACUCCUCGAGCAAAUGUACCGCACGCAGGAACUCGACGACCUGCUCAAGGAGAGCGACUACACGAUCCGGCGGCGGAAAGAAUGCCAGUCCAUGGUCGAGUCGCUCAGCAAGGCCAGUGAGAUUGUCAGCCAGGUGCAGUAA